Hippocampus comes (tiger tail seahorse) is the source of this 1818-nucleotide messenger RNA. It is a transcript of the gene plek, whose product is annotated as pleckstrin. Gene Ontology annotation, cellular component: plasma membrane. The record is from RefSeq and is a predicted model, not a curated record. Gene Ontology annotation, biological process: intracellular signal transduction; actin cytoskeleton organization. The transcript has 10 exons. Bases 303 to 1400 code for a protein of 365 amino acids. Lineage: Eukaryota; Metazoa; Chordata; Actinopteri; Syngnathiformes; Syngnathidae.
ACACACACACACACACAGUAGGCCACUUCCUGCUCAUUUGUCGUUGGCGGUUUUGAUGACAUCCGGGUAGAAUAAUUACCACCAAAAAAAAGUGAGAAAAGUCAGUGCACCGACUCUACAAAGAAGCACGAAGGGGACAGUAACGCAACAGAUGAGUGAUGGAGCCUCAACAGAUCAGAGAGGGCUACUUGGUGAAAAAGGUUUGACCAAAGUAACACCCAGUACCUUACGGUAGUUGGUCCAAAUCUGAAAGAUUCUUUCUUCAACAUAAAAAGAGAUUGACAGAGGUCGAGAGGUUGAAAAUGGGGAGGCGAUGGAGAGACGACAGAACAUUUACGCCAAUGCAGCAUUUGAAAUUUGAUGAGUUAAAAUCUGAAAUGUCGAGUAGCUCACUGUUGAACUACUGGACGGCUGUAUGGGUGGUGUUGUCUGAAGACGGGUUGGAAUUCUACAAGAAGAAAACAGACCAGUCUCCCAAAGGAAUGAUCCCACUUAAGGGAGCUGCAAUCAUCAGUCCUUGUCAGGACUGUGGCAACAGAACGUUGGUGUUCAAGAUCACCACGCACAAGAAACAGGAGCAUUUCUUCCAAGCGUCGCACGUGGAGGAGAGGGAAGUGUGGGUGAAGGACAUCAAGGGGGCUGUUCGGUGCCUGCAAGGGGGCAAGAGGUUUGCCAGGAAGUCCACCAGACGCUCCAUUCGCCUGCCCGACACCAUCAACCUGACUGAGCUGUAUACUCAGCUGAGAGACCAGGAUGAAGGGGUCAAGGAGUUGAAACUGGAGAGAGAGAACAGAAUCUUCAACCACUGCUUCACUGGUUCAACGGUGGUGGAGUGGCUCGUUUCCAAGGAGAAAGCCAGGAACAGGCCCGAGGCGCUCAUGUUAGCCACAGGGCUCCUAAACGAGGGCUUCUUGCAGCCCGCCGGCGAUCUUUCAAAGGAUGGUGCGGUGAGCGGGGAGAAGUCCGUCUUGUUGGAUCAGACCGAUGCUCUUUACUACUUUGCGGACAGCGGAUUUUUCUGCGAAGGCUACUCCAGUGACGAGGACACUCUUGUCAAGGAAGAAUUCAGAGGGAAUAUCGUUAAACAAGGCUGUUUGCUGAAACAGGGCCACAAGAGAAAAAACUGGAAAGUCCGGAAAUUCAUUUUGAGGAGUGACCCUGCCUAUAUGCAUUACUACAACCCCACCAAGGGUGAUGACCCCCUGGGGUCCAUCUACCUGCGGGGCUCCGUGGUCACGGCUGUGGAUUUUGUGCCCGACGCCAAAAGAUACGACGUGGACGGCAACCUUUUUGAAAUCAUCACCUCUGAUGAAAGGCACUACUUCCUGCAGGCGGCCACUGCCGAGGAGAGAAAGGAGUGGAUCGAAGCCGUUCAAGAGGUGUCCAAAAGUGGGAAUUAGAAUUGGUCUGCAGGCUCUCGUUUAUGGAUGGAGGUGCUCGAUAGCAAAGGGAGAAGUGUGUGCAUUUUCUCACAACUUCAAGGUUGCGUUCGAGUCAUCUGAAAAUUGUAGUCCAAGGAGCACUGCGAUACUGCCUCAUGUUUCGCUUCUCAUUUCCGUUUUCAUGAAGUUAGAGAUAGUGUGCUAUCAUAUAAGCACAUGCAUGUGUACGGAAUUCCUGGCUGGGAACGUGGGAGUGUAUUAAUCCGUAAAUGUCUGCCCCUUACUUUAUUUUAGUCAUUAAAUAAUGCUUGAGCUUCAUUGUAAUGAGUGUAUUUAAUAUUUCUAGAGGGAAUUUUAGUCAUAAUCUCACUGUAUAUGUUAAUGAGCCGUUGUCAUGUGUCCACUUUGCGUUGGAUUAAAAGCACAAAUAACCUCA